AUCGAACCCCAGAUCAUGUAUUCCUUACGGCUGCAGAGGUCCCUACGGGCAUUUGAGACGCUCCUCCCAGCAGCGGACCCUUCUCGGCUUGUAUCCCACCACAAUCGCAGCUUUUUCUCCAGCAAUGCUGCCUUCGGACUCGCGAAUAACCGCUCCAUAAGCCAAUCUACUUCCUCAAGACAGUCCUCCGUUCCAGCUGAGAAGCCCCCUGCAUCAGUGUCAUCACGAAAACAACCUCCAUCAACCCCCACAACAUUAUCUGCCGACCGGGCCUCUCGCAUCACAGCGCCGACACCAUCCCAGCCCACCACCUCCAACAUCUCCAAAACGGGCCUCUCAGACAGACCCCUCGAGCUAGAAACAUCCCCCGAAGAGAAUAUUGACUGGACUCGCUCUUUUCAUGGACUCAGCGCUGAACCUUUCCCUAAGGAAGCCGCCGAUAUUCUCCUCGCACCGACAGAUCCGGAAGAGGUCGAAAUCAAGCCCGAUGGCAUCCUAUACCUUCCUGAGAUCAAAUACCGUCGGAUUCUGAACAAAGCGUUUGGUCCUGGUGGGUGGGGAUUAGUUCCUAGGAGUGAGAGUAUUGUUACACCGAAGACAGUUACGAGGGAGUAUGCUCUAGUUUGUAAUGGGCGCCUGGUCUCCGUCGCAAGGGGUGAACAAGACUAUUUCUCUCCCGACGGCAUUCCAACAGCCACCGAGGGCUGCCGCUCCAACGCGCUCGUCCGGUGCUGCAAAGACCUCGGCAUUGCUAGCGAAUUGUGGGAUCCGCGCUGGAUCCGCAAGUUUAAGGCUGAAUAUACGCGGGAGGCAUGGGUAGAGCACGUGGUUAAUAAGAGGAAGUCCAAGAUCUGGGUACGGAAGGAUGAUGAGGUUUCUUAUCCGUGGAGAGAGACGAAAUAAUACAGUCGUCCGUCUUCAUUAGAAUCUUCUACGGUAAGAGACAGCGGGAUUUUUUUUUUGGCUGGUUUUGCCGUGUAUAAUAUGACAGGAAGGAAUACUCUCAGCUCCAUCUUAUAUCAUGUGCUAACAAGGGCAGAUAGAAUAAUGUCAGAACUUGUGUAAUAGGAACUUCUAUCUUGCGCGUGCCUAAUGGAUUCAUGCCAGGGUAAUGCCAGUGUAACAACCGCUAUCGCUGUGAAUAGUCUUCUUUCCAGAGCCAUCAACAUUCACCGUAUAUACACAUCCACCCAGGUCAGUCACGUAGACCUGCUGCCGAGCAAGGUCGAGUUUAAGACCGAUCGGCUCGUGGAAAUGCCUGGCAACAAUCUCGGGUUUCCCAGCCUUCGUCUCUGAUCCGAUGGGGGCGCGGUUCAAAGAGCUACCGGUCCAGAUCGAUGGGCUCAGGAAGUCCUUCAAACAGUAACUCGAUAUCGGAGCGAUUCGACGCAGUCUCGCCAGCAGGAAUAUCCAAGUUUGCACGGAAGAUCCGGCCCUUACCAGCCUUGCUGGGCCCCUUCUGUGUCCAAUAGAUCUUUCCAGCCUGACUGUCGACAGCGAUACCCACGCACCAUCUGGUCAUAUCCUCCUUAUCGCUGGUUCUAGCGUCUCCACGCCGGACGAGGAUUUCAUGAUUCUUCCC
This is a messenger RNA of Monascus purpureus, 1582 nucleotides long. Lineage: Eukaryota; Fungi; Ascomycota; Eurotiomycetes; Eurotiales; Aspergillaceae. The record is from the annotation of a GenBank genome assembly.